CCGCGCGCGCUUCGAACUUGCUACGGGCGGCGCGCCUCUGGCUCGGCGCCCGGGCGGACCGUGCAGGCACCCACCUGACACCGGACCCCAGGUACGCUAAGAGGGACUCCCAUCCUUGUCUAACUGCCCUGGGGGCAGCCGUGAGUCCUAGAGGGGAUCCUUACUGUAAUUCUCGCCAAGGACUAGAGCGCAGUAACCCAAGGAUUCGGGAAACGAUUGCACAGACAAAGCGCCUCUUGGCACUGAGGACGGCACGACCAAAGUUAGAAGGCCACGUUUCGAGAAUCUCCGCCUUCGGCCAGCGAAGGAGGAUCGAGAUUAAAUCAACAAGCCCCGAAGGCUACAUGCCUCCUGGAGACGACCGAGAACGACCGUCCGCACCUGAAACUUGCAAUACAGCUUGCAACAGCAGCGCGGGGGCUGGCUCGCAGCGUCCCGCCUGGGAAAACGUGCUCACCCCCGACCGCAUCCCCGAGUUCUGCAUCCCCCCGCGCCUCGCGCCCUGCACCGGCGUGGCCGCACUCCGGGUCUCCUGGAGCCAGGCGGCCGCACUAGACGCUGCGGCCGGACACACGGACUGGGACCCGCGCUCGCAGGCCGCGCUCUCGCUGCCGCACCUGCCCCGCGGGCGCACCGCCUACGGCUUCUGCGCGCUGCUCGAGAGUCCGCACACGCGCCGCAAGGAGUCGCUCUUCCUCGGCGGCCCCGGCGCCGCCCCGCCCCCGCCCCCGCCCCCGCCCCCGCCCCCGCCCCCGGGCGCAGCCCCGGCCGCCGCCGCCCCCGCGCUCCCCGCCCGCCCCCGCCCGGCGCCGCGCGCGCCCGCCCCGCCGGCCCGCGCCCGCCGCCUCCUGCGCGCCCCCGAAGGGCUGCUGAGCCGCGCGCUGCGAGCCCGGGGGAGCCGCGGCCUGGCCCGCGCCCGCUCCGCGUGCGGCGGGGACCGGGACGGCCGCGGGGACGAGCCGCCCGCCGGGACCCGGGCUCCCUCCCCCUCCCCCUCCCCCUCCCCGCCGCCGCCCGGCCCCGGCCCCGACCCGCGGCCCGAGCGCCUGGAGGCCGAGGGCACCGUGGCCCUGGGCCGCGCCGGGGGCGCCCUGCGCCUGGCCGCCGAGUACAGUCGGGCCAGCGGGCGGCUCCGCGUGCGGCUGCUCGGCGCCGAGGGCCGGGCCGCGGGGGCCGCGGGGGCCGCCGAGGCCGCCGAGCCCCGCGCCGUCGGCUGCCGCGUGAGCUUCGUGCUGCGGCCGCCGGGCCAGACGCGCCCGCAGCGCAGCGCCGUGGUCCGGCCGAGCCGCGCGGCCGCCUCGGAGCAGGACGUGUGGCUGGACGGGCUGUCGGAGGAGCAGCUGCGCCGCCUGGCCGUGCGCGUCCAGGCGGAGGAGCGGGGCCGCGGCCGCGAGCGGGGCCGCCUGCGGGGCCAGGGCGAGCUGCUGCUGGGCGCCCUGCUGCUCCCCGCGGGGCCCGGCCUCCGACCGCCGCCGCGCGCGACAUAGCUGCCAUUCAUCGACUCUUCGACUCAGGCAUUGUUCAGUCCCACGUUGGCACACAUGUUGCUGGAGUCGUUAUCACAAUAAAGGACGGAAUAUCCUGCGUGGGUACCUCCCACUUUCGUUUCAGCAAGUGACACGGUGUUCUGCAGCCGUGUUCCUAGUAUGCGCGGACGAUGGUCCCCACGAAGUGUUAACACGAGACGGUGCCUGAUGACCUGUUUGCCCCAACCUCCUCUAUCCAAGGUUGUUUAUUCCACAACAUCCGCGGAGACCAACUUAGAGCGUGUAUUACUUUGGAAGCAUCAUUUAAGACCUCAGGUGAAAAAAUGAAGCUAACAGGGAUGAAGCAACUUUUUCAAGACCAGCAGUAAAUUAUUAAUAGAAACUGCCAACCCGAUUGAUGCUUUUAGCCAUAUCCGGCGGGAAGCACUGGAAAAAUUGAAGCCAUCUUAAUAGUCUAAGCUAAAAUAAUAAUAGUUUUACAAAUAUUAACUUGUUUGAUUUUUUUUUUUUACAAAAACCUAAAAGGCAGGCACAGUUGUCCCCAUUUUGCAGAUGAGGGUAUUGAGGCACUGAAUACACAGCUGAGUCAGGAUUUGUACGUAGUCAAUCAGUAUUUUACUCACUACCUUCUAGAAGUAAUACCAAGCACCUGGAGGGUUCGUCUCAUUACUGUUGUGGGACUGCAACUUAUAUCUGAAACUGUGGAUCCUGAGUUAGGGGUCUCUUCACAUCCUCAGACCCUAGCAGAAAAGCAAAUCGGUUGAAAUGAGUAAUUCAUAUUCUCAUGCAAAUGUCUAAGAUUCCAUCUGAGAAGAUGCUAACUAGCCUCAGAAUCAUAGAAAAAAGAGUGCUAGCCUAAUUGCCCCCAGCUGAGCUAUGUGCCAGGGCAGGUAGUCUAGAAUAUACCUAUAAUACUGUUCUACCUCUGGCUUCUGAUAUUAACAAUAAAUGUAUUGUUUUAAGGGAUGAUUGUCCUCCCUUGCUCAUACUCACUGCCAAACAAGCUUAUU
Molecule: messenger RNA, 2497 nt
Organism: Nyctereutes procyonoides (raccoon dog)
Lineage: Eukaryota; Metazoa; Chordata; Mammalia; Carnivora; Canidae
Product: C2 calcium-dependent domain-containing protein 4A-like
Exons: 2
Coding region: 345-1487 (380 amino acids)
Source: RefSeq, a predicted model, not a curated record